CACACACACAUAUUCUGGGGGCGGUUUCUGUCUUCUUCCUUCGGCCUCGGGCGUUGGACUCUCCCCUGCAUCAUUUUCCAGCCUGGCUUUACACGCCCAAGCCAGCGCUGCCUUGUUGUGGGUGUAACUCUGAGCAUGUCUCUAACAUACACAUUCCUCCCAGAGUCUGUCCGGUCUCAUGUGACUGCUGAUGUCAUAAUACCCCAUUGUCCCCCCAGACAGGCUCCCUGGAGGGUGGCUGGGUGGCAGGUUCCCAUGCUGGGUUACAAGGGCCUACAGGUGCCCGGUGCCGGGUGGAAUGAAGGAUGAGCUGCCCCUCAUGCCAGAAAUACGCGUGGGGCUGCACUUCUGAAAGGCUGCGCCCCAUCAGACCCAUCCGGGUACAGUGCGACAAUGUGGAGAAAGGGGGAGGCAGUAGGCCCAAUAGAAGGGUGUCCCUUAUAAACCCCAUAGGAACCCAUAAGCAAUCCAGGGGGGAGGCUUAGCUUCUGGUGUGACCCACAGCUCAGGGUGUGUUGCUGGUCCCUGAGCCUGAGCUGGUUAGGGAGCUUUAGCUCAAGUUGUGGAGACUUGUGCUCUACAGGUCACCGGUUCAAUACCUGGUGUUGGGCAAGAGGGUGGGUGGAAUUCCCAUGAUCCAGUGAAGUUGCAGUUAACCACAGGGAAUGGCUGCUGCUCCAGAUGCAGUGUGUAGCAGCAAGGAUGGAAAGUUAGUCCCCGCCGGGGGCUGCACCAUAGCCGCUGCAUGAGAUGAAAUUUUGUAGGUCUCAGUCCACUUAAUUCAAAAGCAUUCACAUCCCAAAUGAGCCACCCUGUCCAUUGGCCUGGCCUGGCCCCUACAUGGGAGUGUCUGGGUGGGGCUGACCGUCCCGGAGCGUCCUGCUGGAGAGGUGAGUGCUGCAGGGUAGGAUUGACGCAUGUUGGCAGGGGGCAUGGCGUGGAGGGGGCUGCCCCAUUCUGCCAUCUCUAGGGUUACCACCCCAACCCCUCUCCCAGGCAGGAGCCCCAGUGAGUUCUUAAAAGGCUGGGCCCGAUGGGUGCCCUGCGAGUGUCUAACCCUAAAUUCUCUCCUGUUCUCUUACGACCACAAGCUGCCCCCUCCGGUGCCGCUGGUACCAGUGGCCCAGAGGCCCCUUGGCCAGCAGGACUGGUACCAUGGCUCGCUCCCCAGACAGGAGGCUCAGGCCUUGCUGACCAGCGAGGGGGAUUUUUUGGUCCGCGCAAGCCAGGGGAGGCCAGGAACCCAUGUCCUGUCUGCGCUGACUGGAGGACAGUGCAGGCAUUUCAUCAUCCAGUGCCAGAAGGGCAGGUACCAGUUUGAGCUUGGAGGCGUGGAGGCGCCCACCAUCCCCUCGCUCAUCCACUACCACCUGCAAUCACGCCAGGUGCUCACCACGAAGUGCCCGUUCCUCCUGCGGAACCCGGUCGCCAAGGCCAAAUGGGACCUGAGCCAUGAAGACGUGGUGCUGGGGGAGCUUCUGGGCUGCGGGAAUUUCGGGGAGGUGUAUAGCGGCCGCCUGUCAUACGACAACACCCCCGUGGCUGUGAAAACCUACAGAGGGCACCUGGCCCCGGAGACGAAGCACAAAUUCCUCAUGGAAGCCAGGUCAGCCAGCAAUGGGGGUCUGACGGACCAAGGGGCGACGGUCCCACCCUGUCAGCUCAGGGGCUCAUCCCUCUGCUCCUUCCUGUUUCUAAGGAUCGUGAGGUGCUACAGCCACCCGAAUGUCGUCCGGAUUAUUGGCGUGUGUGCCCAGAAACAGCCUGUCUUCAUCAUCAUGGAGCUGGUGUCCGGUGGGGAUUUCUUAUCGUUCCUCCACUCCGAGGGGAGCCGCCUCUGGAUUCCAGACCUCAUCCGCUUUGCAGUUCAGGCAGCAGCGGGGAUGGCCUAUCUGGAGAGCAACAGUUGCAUCCACAGGGACCUAGCGGCCAGGAACUGCCUGGUGGGGGAAGGUAACGUGCUGAAGAUCAGCGACUUCGGCAUGUUGCGGCAGGAGGCCAACAGCGUCUACGCCUCCCAGGGAGGAAUGAAGCACAUUCCCAUCAAGUGGACGGCGCCGGAGGCUCUGAGAUACGGCCGGUACUCGACGGAGAGCGACGUCUGGAGCUACGGUGUCCUGCUGUGGGAGAUCUUCAGCCUGGGGGCCACCCCCUACCGCGGCAUGUCGAACCAGCAGGUGGUGAGCCAGGUGGAGCGAGGCAAGUAGUGCGAGCUGGUGUUUAUCACAGCCCAGGUCCUGAGCAAGGGGCGCAAGGCGGUGGGUGGCCACGUGCUUCAGGCUCAGGAGACCAGGUUCAGUUCCUGGCUCUGCUGCAAUACCUCUGUCCCGUACAUAGGGCUAGCUCCUGCCGUAGUCCCCAGCCCCCCACAGAGCUACUGGCCCCCGUGCUGUGUGUGUCCAGCCUCUCUUGCCUUGGCAGGUUUCCGCAUGCGAGCUCCUAAGCGCUGCCCGGUGGAAGUUUACGACGUGAUGCUGAGGUGCUGGGAAGCCAGUCCCAGCCUGCGCCCCAAGUUCAGCGCCAUCCAGCAGGAGAUGACGCAGCUCGGCUGGAACUCUGAGUGACCACGGGCCUCCACUUCCCCUUUGUAAUAUGUAUCCACCCUCCCCCCGAAAUAAUCUAUAUAAAGCCUCUCAAUACCUUUGCUCAGGCCUUCCCUCCUGGCCCUUCAACCUCUAUACUUGGAACUUGGUUCCUAGAAGGGCUGGUGGUUUGAGCCCUCUUUAAAUAUUUCCGUUACAUGCCGCCGUUAACCAAUCAGAGCUCCUCUGCCAAACGAUUGGCUGCGGCGAAGGUUAAAAUGAUUCCCCCGUGAGCUGGUUGGACAGGGUAGGCACCCACUCUGUUCCCCAGUUGGCUCAUCAGGGAGGAACAUUGGUGAUUUUUCUUGCCCUGAACUUCAGAUGUUGUCUCCACUUCUGAAGGAGAGUUUAAACCCACAAGGGCUGAGCAAUUCGGGCAAGCGGCACAUAGGUGGAGACGCUCCGAAUGCAGGGAACAAUUCGACAGCAGUUGGGCCAGUGCAGGCCCGGGCGCUGCUUCGUUGUCUUCCAUGAAGUCCUGGUCACUGAUGCUUUGGUCUGGGUUUGGCCUGUGGACUUAACAGUUCUGUGAAAAUCGGACUCCAGCAUAGGUUCACCUUCAUGAAUGAGGCCCCGCCCCUACUCCCGAGGCCUGGACCUUGCUCCGCCCCCUCCCCGGAGGCUCCGCCUUCACGCUGUCUCUUCCUGCCCCGGCUCUAACCCCUCCCCUGAGAUCUCCACCUGCUGCUUGCUGCUCUCCACCCUUCCCCGGCGUGCCUUCCCCAGCCUCCAAACAGCUGUGACCCGUGGUUGAUGAGCACCUGCUAUUUUCCCCUGUGGGUGCUUGAGUCCCGGAGCCCCCAUGGAGUUCAUGCCUAUGGAUCCAAGGGCUGUCUAGCUAAGUGUCUGGUCUGUGGCCUUGGCCAGCCCCAGCCGCUUCAGAGAAAAGUGCAAGAACCCUGCCAUAGGAAUAACCUUCUCCUGCAGAAAUCUCCCAUGGUAGUUAGAGGCUGGUUUAUGCACUGACACAGAAAGGUUUAUAGCCCUUCCAAUCUCUUGAUGUUUAGCAUGAGCUAUAAUACCUCUGUAUGGUCUUAUUAGCUGUAUAAAUCACAGAAAUGCAGGGCUGGAAGCAAUCUCCAGAGGUCAGCGAGUCCAUCCCGAUACUCUGUGGCAGGAUUAAAUAUACCUAGACCAUCUAGCUUCCUCUUUGGAAUCCUGCAAACUACUUGACCUCAACGAUCUGUUGUGGCAAUGAGUUCCUCAGGCUUAACAGUGCGAUAUAUGAAAAAAAACACACAGCUUCGUAUCAGUUUUUGAAUCUUAUCAGGAACACCUGAUCCAAAUCCUUCCCCCCACCUCCAACAAUAUUGGGAACAUUUGGCUCUGAACGGGCUAAUUUCUAGUCAAGAUCCACCUUCUUGUCUGGCAAAGGAUAAGAGGCUGGGUGAUUGUAGAAUCAUAGAAAUGUAGUGCUGGAAGAAACCUCGAGAGAUCAUCUUGUCCUGCCCCAUGCACCGAGACAGGACCAAGUAAACCUAGCCCUAGAUCAUCCCUGACAGGUGUUCAUCCCACCUCCAAGGAUGGGGUUUCCACCACCUCUCUAGAUAAUCUACUUAGGUCUCGCUGGUCCUCAUUAGAGGUUGUUUGUAAGGGGAAAACACUGGGAAUAAACGAAGCGUGCAAUGCGGUGACCAGAGUCAGCGAGGGAGUAAUGUGGAGGAUGAGUGUUUAAAGCUCCAGAUAUGUGAUAGUUAAAUAGAAAGAGGAAAUUAAAAAUCCUUGUGCAGUCAAGCAAAAGCAGAACAAUUAGAAAAACAUGCACAGUCCAAAUGACACUCAUCACAGGCCAUGAUGUGCAGCUGGUUGUGUUUGGCCAGGCGGGAGCGAGAUAAGGCCCUGGCUGUUGUUUUUUUUGGCCCAUUGAGCAAGUGUGUUAAUUUACACCUGAUUUAGUGUGCUUUGUAAAUGCUAAUGGCUCAGGGCACAGGCUUGCCAGAGUUUAUCUCACAAGCGGUAGCACUGAAGGGAAAGCCAAUCUCUUGAUGCCCUGUUGUGGGAUUUCCUGACCCCCCCCCCCCCCGAGUCAUGCCCUCCAGAGACAGAGCCCCGAGGAUGGGAGCAGCAUCUCUCCAUAUCCAGGCCUGUCUCCUAACCACCAGGCGUGCUGGCUGUGUGUUGCCCUCAGAAGGCCUGAGCCUGGAAGCGGCGCAUGACCGAUAAUUCCCUGAUGUGUCAUCCUCCAUCUAACCUGUUAUGAUAAAGGGGUCAGAGCAGCCGAUCUGCUCAGGGCCGGUGGUCCUGGAGCCCUCGCCCUGUUUCUGGCUGAUGUCUGUGCUGAUGGGGGUGCCCUGCCUCCUGGAUAUUUUUUUUCAUUCAGUUUAAUGAGCUCUGAUCGCUGCAGAGAGGCAGAAUCCCAGGCUAGAAGGCAGGCGCUGGGCUGCCUGGCCUAGUGGACCGAGCACUGGACUGGGACAGAGGACACAUGCCUGUGGCAACCACUUCCUUUCCCCAGGCCUCUGUCCCUCCCCGCCCUUUGUCUCGAGCCCCAUGUGACAGGUGCCGAUCAGUUGAUGCCUGGCUGGAACAUGCCCAGAUCCCAUAGUGAUGGGCAUGGUGAAAGGCUGAUAAAGUUGGCGGGAGUUGGCCGGUCGCUGCACUGCCGUGGCUAGAAGGUGCAGUUUGAGAUGGUCACCCUGUGCGCAGGCAUCUCUAGCAGCAGAGGGGCCAGGUAGUGUUAGGCCUGGGUGUGACCUCCCCUGGUUUGUCACUUUUCCUCCUACCCCACCCAGAAAGAGCAAAGCCAGUGGGAAUCCUGCAGCUGUCCCGGCACCAUUUGCUCAUCGGCAGGCCCUGCUGGGCCCUGCAAAUAGCCUGAAGCGAGACCCUUCUGCAGGCCAAUGUCCUCUGGCUCUGUGGAGAAGUUGCACUGGACUCCACUGCUGUGGGUCCCUGCACUCGUCCCCACCUUCUCCUUCUGGGCCUUCUAGCUUCUCAACAGCUCAUGAGUCACUUGUCUGCCACCCCAACCAGCCAUGGCUUGAAUGGAGAGUGGCUCCUCUAUCCCUGGCGAUUGGGGAGAGCCUAUGGCCCUAGAAGGCCCUGCGUUCCCCAUGCACCACCAUUAAACCCCAGCGCUCCUGUCCUGCAUCCUCUGCUCCUGGCUGCACAUCUCGCUGGGCUUCCAGCGUGGGGCAGAGAGAAAUACAUCUCCCAGCCCCUAUGGCCUCCACCCUCCAGCUGUUCUGCAGCGUCUCUAGUUCGCCCACCCCUUCGCUCCCCCAGCUGUUCUGCAGCGUUGCCCGCCCAAGAUUUUGCACAUUAUCCAUCUUACCCACCUAAGCUCGGGGCUGUAGCAACCCCCCGCAAGGAGAACCUCAGGAGACUCUGACCCCCAGAGAGUGGGCAUCAACCUGGCCCCUUCUGCAUCACCACAGACACUCAGGCAGCCCGUGGGAUGAUGCACCCGCCUCCCGUUUCCCCAUCCAGCGACUUUAAUUAAGACACAGCCGAGGCACUGGCUGUAGGCAGCUCUGCCAUGAAACCCUGGCACACUCUCCAGGGUGAGAGGCCGCCUGCACUCCUGCCAGUGGAACAAUAAUCACCCCCACAGACAGGCUCCUCUUAUCUCACAGCGGUGUUGAUCUAAGGCCCUUGUGAAUGAGGAACAGCUGAUCCUGGGAGCGAAGGCUGCAGACGGUGCUAGAUUGAACGUCCUAUUGAUGGCCCUUUGAUAAACACCCUACUAGACUGAGCCUCCUGGGCACAGGUUCGAAUCCAGUUUCGCCAGAGGCCCCACUUACACCAGCGCUGAGCUCUAAGCAUGGAUGUGAGCGAGCCAGCUGGGCUCCAAGCCCCUGCUUGUUAGAGGGGAGCUAUUGCCCAAGGCUCUUUCCAUCCUCUUGAUUGAUUUGGUUUAAGGGUCAGCCGUGAGUUGGCUUUAGCCGAGCCAGCUCCUCCAGGGAAAGCGAGGCUGUGGCAAAGGAAAAGCACUGCCGUCUGGAAAGGGUUAAUGGGUCCCACUGCUGCCCGGGCUGGAGUACGAAAGGAAGGGGCAGCUGGGUGGAAGCGGGCUAGCGGGGAAGAUGUGGCUCUUCCCUUUCUGGCUGGUUAAAGCCCCAGGAAAUUACGCUCCAGCACUUCACCGUUGGUUUGCAGUGUUGCUGGCUCUCGUGACGUGUGGUGCGAAGCUUGAAGCUCCAGCUCCUGGAGUCCCAUGACUAGGGAAGAAUUUCAUCUUAAACACCGCCCUUGAGACCCCAACGCCUGGCACUUUUAUUUCAUCUGGCAGCAUGCCAGCAGCUGUGUCUCUGCAGAACACCAGGAUGGCUGACGGCCUCAACGGGGAGGCCAGCGACUGCACGGGGCAUGGCGUGUGAGUGCCCCACCUCCAGGGCAGGGCUGAGCCCCGCUGGCUGAGCAGCAGCAUGGAGGUGGGGAGGAGGAGCUAUCGCUGCUGUCAGCCAUGUACGGAGCUGGGGGGGAAGGGUCUGAGCAUCAGCCUGGGAGCCAGGAAUCCAGGGUCCCACAAGAAGUUGUUGGCUGAGCUGGGAAGUGAACCCACAUCUCCAGGCCAAGGCCAAGAUCGUCCUUCCUCCUUGAAGGGCUGUCUCUAGUUCUCCUGAUGUGAAGAGAAUGGUCUAGUGGUUAGAGCAGGGCGGGGCUGAGAGUCAGGCCUCGUGAGCUCAAUGCCUCUCUGCCACAGCGUUCCUGCCCUGCUCCGUGCCUCAGUUUCCCCACCCAUAAAAUGGAUAUAAUAACCUACCUCCUAAGGGUGGUGUGAGGCUAAACUCACUAAUGCCAUCCAGAGAGCCUGUGAUGCUGUGGAAGGGCAGAGCAUUGUGGGUAGCAAGCAGGGGUGAAAGUAAGUCUAGGGAC
Molecule: messenger RNA, 7400 nt
Organism: Dermochelys coriacea (leatherback sea turtle)
Lineage: Eukaryota; Metazoa; Chordata; Testudines; Dermochelyidae
Product: tyrosine-protein kinase Fer-like
Exons: 7
Coding region: 918-2207 (429 amino acids)
Biological process (GO): regulation of mast cell degranulation; protein phosphorylation; cell adhesion
Molecular function (GO): ATP binding; protein tyrosine kinase activity
Source: RefSeq, a predicted model, not a curated record